AUGACCGACGAGAUUCAUGAGGAGGUCCCUAGAGAUGUGAGGCUACUUCACCUGCUCUUGGCGUCUCAGGCAAUACAGCAAUACGAGGACCAGGUGCCGCUACAAUUGAUGGAUUUUGCACAUCGGUACACUCGCGGAGUUUUGAAGGACGCCAUGGUAUAUGGGGACUACGCUUCAAACGACACCAACACAGAGCUCUCCGUGGAAGAUGUACGGCUGGCCAUUGCAGCCAGAACUCAUUAUCAGUUCAAACCUACUGCUCCCAAGGAACUGCUUCUGCAACUGGCCACAGAACGUAACAAGAAACCGCUUCCACAGGUCGUCAACAUGUGGGGCACGCGUUUGCCACCAGAGAAGUACUGUUUGACCAAUAAAGAGUGGCGUUUGGAUGAAGAAGUCGAUGAGAACGGGAACAAAAUUGGCUCAUGA
Molecule: messenger RNA, 429 nt
Organism: Lachancea meyersii CBS 8951
Lineage: Eukaryota; Fungi; Ascomycota; Saccharomycetes; Saccharomycetales; Saccharomycetaceae
Source: the annotation of a GenBank genome assembly